Messenger RNA from Aspergillus sclerotioniger CBS 115572, 2718 nucleotides. Its product is annotated as Pet127 family protein. The record is from RefSeq and is a predicted model, not a curated record. The transcript is spliced from 5 exons. Lineage: Eukaryota; Fungi; Ascomycota; Eurotiomycetes; Eurotiales; Aspergillaceae. Gene Ontology annotation, biological process: mitochondrial RNA 5'-end processing. Bases 129 to 2261 code for a protein of 710 amino acids. Gene Ontology annotation, cellular component: mitochondrial envelope; mitochondrion.
UGAUCAUUCAUUUCAUUCUUUCAGACUUCUUAGUGCCCCCCCAUCGUGCGUGUUCUGUCUCAAAUGCCCUGUCGGCCAACCGCGCGUGCUCGUGAAUAUUCUCCUCGUCACUCGUUCAACCGGCCCGAAUGUAUCGGGCCUCCCUGCGGUCUGUCUCAGACCCUCUGCGCGAGCAUGUCUGUCUAUCGUGUUUAGCUCGCGGCUUCGGAGCCCAGCCGCGGGCUCGCCGCUUCCACACCUCGCCCUGGCUGCGCUCCCAGGCUGCUGAGUCCGCUCCUCUCGCCUUAGAGGAGCAAUUAAAGGCGUUGGAGAAGCAUCUUCCCGAUAGAAGCAAACCACCGAAGUCAAAGAAUGCAUCCCUGACCCAGGAGGCCAAGAGAGCUGCCCGAAAGGCCGCCAAGCAGGAGGCCUCCCGACUGCGGAAAGAUCCCGCCAAGCAGGAAGUCAAGAACGAGACCACCCCGGAGGCGACCAAGCCAAAGGACAAGAAGCCUCGUGGCCGGCAGCAAGACAACCCCGAGACUGAUGCAGCAAAACAGGUACCAGUGGUCCCAAGGCUACAGUUUGCUGCCCCGAUCACCCAGAAGGACACCGGCAAAAUCAAUGCGGAUCGCCAUUCUAUUAAAGCCUUGGAUGUUGAGACCCCCGAAGUCCCGCGAUUGUCCUUUGGCUUGGACCGAGUCCUAUUUAACCCGGGAGUCUAUCAUCUCCGUGAUCCUCGAUCGCGCGUCUACAAUUUCGACCCAUAUCUUGGCUCCAUCAUGCCCGUCACGGAGUUCGACUUUGAAGCGUUGAAGGAAUACAUCACCUCCUCCAAGGAUGAGCUGCUACGGGAUCUCGCGCGGAAAGAAGGAAGGAAAUACAUCGGCUCCUCGUCGAGUAUGACCUCGGUCCUGUCCCAUUUUCACUACCUCCUAUCGUCCUGGAGGGAGGUUAAUACCUUGUCCAUGUCUCGGGGUUUCCAGGAUAAGCUGCGGACAUUCACACGGCUCUUGCGGGCCCCCUCGGCCAUGUUCCUGCGAUACCAAGACGGCGUUUAUGCCAUCGAUGCGGAUAAGGAACACGACUCGGCCAACAUUCUCAUGAACCUGGGCAAAUCGAUGGAGAAGCUGUUGACCCUGCCCAAGGAAGACUUCGAGCGCUACCGACGAUCCAGCGCCAACAAGAUCACCGCCGAGGAGGAGCAGGCGGUGCCCGAAGCUUAUCACUACUCGACUUAUGGGGAUUUCCUGAUGCGCUCACAGUUGGAUGCGUAUGACCCGCGGCUCCCCGGCACCGGCAUGUUCGACCUGAAGACCCGGGCGGUGGCGUCAAUCCGCAUGGACGCGAAGAACUUCGAGCAUGGUCUAGGCUAUGAGAUCCGGAAAGUUCACGGCACGUACGAGUCGUACGAGCGCGAGUACUAUGACAUGAUCCGGGCCGCUCUCCUCAAGUAUUCACUCCAGGUGCGAAUCGGUCGCAUGGACGGCAUCUUCGUGGCCUUCCACAACAUCGAGCGCAUCUUCGGGUUCCAGUACCUCAGUCUGCCCGAACUGGACUCGGCUCUUCACGGACAGUAUGACACGGCACUGGGAGACCGAGAGUUCCUCUUGAGUCUGCAGCUCUGGAACAAGGUCCUCGACAAGGCCACGGCCCGCUUCCCGAAACAAUCGCUCCGGUUCCACUUUGAGACCCGCGAUGCCACUGUGAGCCAGCCAUUCAUGUACAUCUUCGUGGAGCCAGUCACGGAAGAGGAGAUCCACGCCAUUCAGACGAGGAACCAGGCCGAGAUCGAUGCUUACCAGCGCCGCGUACUGGACCUGCCCUCACACGCCAAUGAAGAAAACGAACUGAGCGACGCCGAGGGCAUCCCCGCCGAUUUCGACUCUCCUAACCCAGCCGAAGAAUCGGCCGAGGAAGUGACGACCGGAGACGAAACCUCGCCUGCCAGCGAGGGCAAAGAGAUCAUGGGCUUCGCCCUCGCGAUCCGGAACAUCGUCGACGGCGAACAGGUUGAGCGGCCCGUCCAGUUCCAGACCCCCACCAAGUGGACCGUGGACUAUGAGUUAAACCACCUAGCCCCAGGCAAGAUUUCGCAGCUUUACAGCUCCUGCCAGCGUCGCCGGCAGAUUGCCCUCAACGGUCGCGGCGAGGACGAGACCGAGGUCGCCGCCAACGUAUACAUCCGCCGUCUUCGCGAACUGGCCAAGAAGGGCCGCAAGUACCGCAAGGAGCAGAACAAGCUGGACGAACAGUCCGAGGCCGUCGUCCUGCGCGAUUAGACUUGACUUAAAUUCCCCCCUCAAGCUGGCCAUUUUCUUUCCCCCUGACAGGCGAGAUGGGACAUGAUGAUGAUGCCCGCGGCGCGACGAUAGUCAUGCAUCUAUCCAUCCCUCUGUUUGUCUCCUUCUAUACCACCAUCCAACAUUGCCUUCUAUAGAUACCUCAAGCUCCAACUGUAUGUAUACUAUAAUGUUUUCAACGCGCUCCUUUCACAUACCAACCAUCAGCCGCCAUCAGAUCAAGACCAAAAUGUCCUUCGAACUGAAGUAGUUGCUUGGUCUGGUCUCGUCUUUUGUGUUACGUCUGUUCAGGAUUCAAGGCGUCGGUAUUGCAAUUUGGGAAAAUGACUACUAUGCUCUUACGUGUGCUCUACUGUAUCAUCUAUUGUUCAUGUAAUUGUAAGUUUCUGGGUUCAAGGAAGUUCAUGUCAGUUCAUAUCUUGACUAGUGAAGUAUC